AGAGUCCUGGAGCAAGUCGGGCUCUUCGGUUCCCUCCACGGCCUGGAAGCAGAGAAGCAACUGGGCUGAAACAUCUCAGCUGCUGCAGGUUCCUUCCCUCCCCGAAUUUAAGCCCACUGGGGCUGCAUGCUGUGAAACUGGAAACUCCCCCCAAACUCAAUUAUUCUGUUAUGGACCUGAUGUUUUCUGGGCAACAAGACAAAGAAGAUAGCAAUAGGAGCACUCUGGACACUGAGGAUAACAAGCAGCAUUGAAAAGGAAAACAAAUCAGUCCAGAAAUCAAAAUGUUUUCCAUUUCCUUCAGAGAGCCACACAAUUCUUCAACUUCCUCAGCAGGUGAGAGAGAAACGAGAGAAAAUCAAGAAGAGAUUUCUAGCUGGGAAACGGAGCGUGUGAAUUCAAGCAUAUAUUACAUGAAUGGUCAAGGGAGAUUAUUUUUCCAUUCAGCAAAAGAGGGAAAUAUCUGGAAGUUACUGGGGAGGAAAAGGACAAUUGGAAAACCACGUAGAGCAGACAGUGUGACAGGCAAUGCUCUGGGAGGAAGAAAACGGCUUGAAACAAAACACCACCAAACAAGGGACCAUUCAUAUUUUUGAUCUCUUCAGGAAUAUGUGUUGUGAAAAAGCUCCAUAGACGUGCCAGUUGUGGGAAAGAUACAACUUGAAAAUCACAGUUGAUUAUUCAUGAGAGGAUCCAGACUGGAGAAAAGCCAUACAAAUACUCUGAAUGUAGCAAAACCUUUGGUCACAACAACUCCGUUUUGUUUCAUGGAAGGAUCCACACAGGACAGAAGCCCUAAAAGUGCUCCCAAUGCAAUAAAUGCUUUAGCAAGUAUGGCAACGUGGACUCACACCAAGGAAAAACUGUUUGAAUGUCCUGAAUGUGGGAAAUGUUUCUGUGAUAAAUCCAAACUGGUUACACACCAGAGGACUCACACAGGAGAGAAACCCUUUCAAUGUCCUGAUUGUGGUAAAGGUUUUAGUCAGAAUUCCAAUCUGUUGGCACACCAAAGGACUCACACAGGAGAGAAAGCUUUUGAGUGUCCUAAUUGUGGAAAAAGUUUUAGUCAUCAUUCCAGCCUGGUGACACACCAAAAGACUCACAUAGGAGAGAAACCAUUUGAAUGCCCUGAUUGUGGGAACUGUUUUAGUCAGAGAGGCAUCCUGGUGAGACACCAGAGGACUCACACAGGAGAGAAACCCUUUCAAUGUCCUGAUUGUGGAAAACGUUUUAGUCAUCGUUCCAGCAUGGUGACACACCAAAGGACUCACACAGGAGAGAAACCCUUUGAAUGUCCUGAAUGUGGUAAAAGUUUUAAUCAGUUUUCCAGCCUGGUGACACACCAAAGGACUCACACAGGAGAGAAACCCUUUGAGUGUCCUGAUUGUGGGAAAAGUUUUAGUCAUAUUUCCAGCCUGGUGAAACACCAGAGGACUCACACAGGAGAGAAACCCUUUGAGUGUCCUGAUUGUGGGAAAAGUUUCAAUACCAAUUCCAGUCUGGUUAGACACCAGAGGGUUCACACCGGAGAGAAACCCUUUGAGUGUCCUGAUUGUGGUAAAAGGUUUAGUCACAUUUCCAACCUGGUGAAACACCAGAGGACUCACACAGGAGAGAAACCCUUUAAAUGUCCUGAUUGUGGGAAAAGUUUCAAUACCAAUUCCAGCUUGGUGAAACACCAGAGGACUCACACAGGAGAGAAACCCUUUCAAUGUCCUGAUUGUGGGAAAAGUUUUAGUCAGAAUUCCAACCUGUUGGCACAUCAAAGGACUCACACAGGAGAGAAACCCUUUGAGUGUCCUGAUUGUGGUAAACGUUUUAGUCAGAAUUCCCAUCUGUUGGCACACCAGAGAUCUCACACAGGAGAGAAACCCUUUGAGUGUCCUGAUUGUGGGAAAAGUUUCAGUGAGAAUUCCAGUCUGGUUAGACACCAGAGGAUUCACACAGGAGAGAAACCCUUUGAGUGUCAUGAUUGUGAGAAAUUUUUCAGUCAGAAUUCUAGUCUGGUUAAACACCAGAGAACUCACAGGAGAGAAACCGUAUGAGUGUCUAGACUGUGGGAAAGAUUUCAGUAUUAGGACUAGCCUUCUAAAUCAUAUGCUUAUACACACAGGAGAGAAACCAUUUUAGUGUCCCGAAUGUGGAUGGUGCUUCAGGAAAAAUUCCACCUUUAUUGCAUAUAAGAAAAUCCACAUGAGGCCAAGUGAUGAGUUAAUCUCGUACAUUGAACGACAUCACUCCUUGCUUUUGCCCACACAUUCAUUGCUUUCUUGCUCCAGAUCAGCUUGACAAGGCAUCUGGCGCCAAGAAAGCAGCCCUGAGAGGCUGUGCGCGACUUCUUGGGGUUGCUUUCUCAUUAGCAAAUCACAUGAGGAUGGCGUUCCUGUAGGCUUUGGCAGCCCUUUGCAAAAAGCCUUUGCCUGUAGGAACAGGACCUCGGAGGGACACACCCACUCCUCCCAAGCUCAGUUGGUGCCAACAAAGGCAGUUUGCAAAGGGCUGCUGAGGCCCUAUGGGAAUGCAAUCUCCCAGCAGGCCUUGGCAAGGAAAUGGCAAAUGGAGGGAAGGACUGAAAGAAUGAAGUCUUCCCUCCAUUUGCAAACGUCCACGCUUCAAUUCACAGAGAAUAGAUGCCUAAAGUGUGAGAUUACUCAAGACUACUGACCUUGCGUGAUCUCGCGGUACGUUAGGCCUCUGUCUUCUGUAAUGCAGGCAAAUAAAGCACAACAGAGAGAUCUUUGCAAGGUAAGUCACUCUCCACAGGCAAAAUGCCUGUGAAGACUCAGCUGGGGGUGGGGAGAAUAGGGGUGAAUAUAACAGAGCCUCUGCGGUCGUUCGUAAGGAUGAACAACAGCCGUGGUGCUCCAGUAUUCAUAAUUUCGGGAUUUGUUUGUAAAUGCUGAGGGGAAGGGGGGGCUUAUCGUGUAACUUUGAACAUUUGCUAAGAGAACGCUUGUAACCCAAGGAUUCCCUGUAUUUAUUU
Thamnophis elegans (Western terrestrial garter snake) is the source of this 2983-nucleotide messenger RNA. Its product is annotated as zinc finger protein OZF-like. The transcript is spliced from 2 exons. Gene Ontology annotation, biological process: regulation of transcription by RNA polymerase II. Lineage: Eukaryota; Metazoa; Chordata; Lepidosauria; Squamata; Natricidae. The record is from RefSeq and is a predicted model, not a curated record. Gene Ontology annotation, molecular function: DNA-binding transcription factor activity; RNA polymerase II cis-regulatory region sequence-specific DNA binding. The coding region runs from base 684 to 2045 and encodes 453 amino acids.